CCGGAGCUUUAUAAAGCUCUGUACUGUUUACCACUAGCACUCACACGAGAGACAGAGGACGAUCUGAAGGGUGGAAAUCACAGCAGACACAAAGUCCGAGCUGUCAAACACAAGCUUGCCGUCCAUCCUCCUCUGCUUCACGGAUUACCUGCAGGAUUGUCUCCGGAUCUCAUCGCAGUGUUUGCACUUUGGGAUUACAGACAAAAGGGAUCUUUAAACAGCCGCUGCCGUUAGAACAAAACGGAUGUCAGUGUGGUGGUUAGAGAUGGGAGAGGGUCUGGGGCCUCUCUCCCCUGUAGGAUGGUAGCCGACAGCACAUUGGAAGGUCAUGACAAGACACAGUUGUCAAGCUCAUCGGCAUCAUCCUCCUCCUCCUCAUCAUCUUCUUUGUCCUCAUCAUCAUCCUUGUCCUCAUCAUCAUCCUCAUCCUCGUCGCGGUCAUCUCCGCUGGCUGGGCACGAGCUCGCUCCUCAACGCACCGAGUCACAGCAGCUCCAGCGCCGGGCUGCUGCAGAUCCGAACCCGAGGUCGGUGGCCGUCCCUGCUGUGUAUCUGACCCACUUCCCCACGUUCACCUGCAAGGAGGACUGCAGGAUCAUAACAGACACAGCCGCCAAGCUCGAGCGCAGCGGCUUCUACUGGGGUCCUCUGGGAGUAGAGGACGCCCAUCGCAUGCUGCGGGACGCCCCUCAGGGCAGCUUCCUGAUCCGGGACAGCCGGCAAAAAGACGUCUUCUUCACGCUGUCUUACCACGGCAAGAGCGGGCCGGUGAGCGUGCGCAUCGACUACAGGCGGCAAAAGUUCUCAUUAGCGGGCAACGAGCGCUCCUUCCCGACACUCUUUUCCCUCUUGGAGCAUUACGUGAGCUCUCCCAAGAAGAGCCUGAGCAUCCCGUACCGGAGAUGUCAGCCGACGCUGCAGGAGCUGUGCAGGAAGCGCAUCAUGGGGCUGUGCGGCGGAGAAAGCCAGGUCACGGAGCUGCCGCUCACCCAUGUUGUCCAAGACUUCCUGUUGGAAUUCCCUUACAAACUAUGACCAGCUUGCAAGUUUUGAUAGUAUUAUUUUUAAUUUCAAGAAGGCAGUUGUUACCAAGUAACAGUAAACAGGAAGUGUUAGUGGAGCCUGCCCAUCAUGUGUUGGCGGUUCAGACUGCAA
Messenger RNA from Centropristis striata (black sea bass), 1155 nucleotides. It is a transcript of the gene socs1a, whose product is annotated as suppressor of cytokine signaling 1a. The coding region runs from base 301 to 1035 and encodes 244 amino acids. Gene Ontology annotation, biological process: phosphatidylinositol phosphate biosynthetic process; intracellular signal transduction. The transcript has 2 exons. NCBI's taxonomy places the organism in Eukaryota, Metazoa, Chordata, Actinopteri, Perciformes, Serranidae. Gene Ontology annotation, molecular function: 1-phosphatidylinositol-3-kinase regulator activity. Gene Ontology annotation, cellular component: phosphatidylinositol 3-kinase complex. The record is from RefSeq and is a predicted model, not a curated record.